Molecule: messenger RNA, 3316 nt
Organism: Exserohilum turcica Et28A
Lineage: Eukaryota; Fungi; Ascomycota; Dothideomycetes; Pleosporales; Pleosporaceae
Exons: 1
Coding region: 1-2964 (987 amino acids)
Biological process (GO): rRNA processing
Cellular component (GO): nucleolus; small-subunit processome
Source: RefSeq, a predicted model, not a curated record
AUGCCGCCCCGAGUAGCAAGAAGCUCAAUCCAGAGCGGCAGCUCUUCUUCAAAAGGCCGCUCGAACGCGCGCAACCCCAAGAAGGCGCAGAAGCGUGCGCUCAACGCCUUCUCCAUCGCCGAGCACGAAAAUCUCGAUGGCGCGAAGAUUCGCAAGCACCGACUUGGCGAAAUUGACCCCUCGUUUACUCGCAAGCGCACGCGCGGCAAUGGCGAUGCCGACGAGGAAGAAGACGAGGAAGACGAAGAGGGCGGGCCAAAGAGGCGGAGGAUGAGGACGGGCGACGAGAGUUUCGACGAAGGCAGCGACUCGGAGGGCAACACCUGGCAAAUGGGUCACGUAGAGAACGACGACGAUGACGAGAGUAUCGACUCUGACGAAGCCUUUGGUGACAGCGACGAAGAGAGAUUCGAGGGCUACACGUUCCGGGGCAGCUCAAAAAGCCAAAAGAGCAAGCCGAAAAAGUCAAAGAGACAGCAGGAUCUGGAAGAUGAGGAUGGCGACAUUGAUCUGGAUGAGGGUGACAGCGCAGACGGUGAAGAAGAGUACGACGAAGAUGACCUCGGUGAGGAUGCUAUCGACCUGGCAACCGCACUGGAUCAAUACGAGGAAGAUGAGGCUGAGGAGCAGAGGGAGAAGAAACAAAAGAAGCGCGCCUCGGCAUUCGAUGGCAGCGACGAGGAGUCGAGCGAAGGAGAAGACAUGGAAGCAGACGAUGCAUCUGAGAUGUCCUCUGAUGAAGACGACGACGACGAUCGACAGGCACAACUGCAAGACUUGAUCUCGUCGCUGGCAUCCAAGGAAGACGAAAAACGCAAGGGCAAGAGAGUAGACGUCCACGAGUCCGCCGCCCCAGACGAAUUUGGUGUUGCGAGAAAAGUAGACCUGUUAAGCCUGAAGCCCAAGGUGACUGAUGCGGAGAAGAAGAAGGCACUCAAACUGCUCGAAGACGACAAGUCGACAAAGCGCAACGACAUUGCCCGCAAGCUCGAUGCUCCCCUGCCGAAGCGACAGCAAGACAAGCUCGACCGUGCUGCUGCCAACGCCAAAGCGAACGAGACCCUUGAUAGAUGGACUGACACCAUCAAGCGCAACCGUCGCGCCGAGCAUCUCAUGUUCCCUCUACAAAACUCCAGUGGUGGCGAGCCUACAGGAGCGAAGACACUCCAACCUACUACUACCGCGGCUCCCGCAAACGAUCUCGAAAGCACCAUCCAGUCCAUCCUUCAGCAAAGCGGUUUGUCUAACGGCAAAGAGGACGAAGACAAGAUUCAAAAAUGGGAGGAACUCCAAACGAACAAACUUCCCAUUGAAGAGGUCCUCAAGCGACGCGCUGAACUGCGUAUGCAGCGUGAGCUCCUCUUCCGCGAAGAGGUUCGCGCCAAGCGCAUCAAGAAGAUCAAGAGUAAGGCUUAUCGACGAGUGCAUCGAAAGGAGCGUGAAAAGAUGCUGGAGAAGGAGCGAGAGCAACUAAAGGCCGACGGUGUUGAUCUUUCAGAGGAAGAACGCGAGUACAACGACCGCCGACGAGCUGAGGAGCGCAUGGGCGCCAAACAUCGCAACAGCAAAUGGGCCAAGGGCAUCAAGGCCACAGGACGAGCAGCAUGGGACCAAGAUGCGCUUGAGGGUGUGACGGAAAUGGCGAGGCGCAAUGAGGAGCUCCGCCGCCGUGUUGAGGGUAAGACUAUCCGCGAUGAUGACGAAGAAGGAUCAGAUCUGCCAAGUGAUGAGGAGAGUGAAGAAGACGGACAGUCUGACGACGAUGCACUCCAACGAACUCUUGGAAAGCUCAAAGAGAACCCAUUUUCCACUGGCAAGUCCAAGCUUGGCGAGAUGGCUUUCAUGAAGAGAUCGGAAGCUGUUAAGCGCGCGCAAAAUGACGAAGCCGUUGAGAGCAUUCGACGAGAGCUUGCUGGUGAGGAUAGUGCAGAAGAAGAGCUUGAUGAGAAUGCAACCAAAGCUGGAAGGCGAAAGUAUGGGCCCAACGCCAACGUUACUGCUCCAGCGAUACAACUCAAUCGUAGCGAGUUUGAGGAGCGUCCUGGGUCAGACGGAGAGGAAGAUGCACAGCCUGCUACGAAUGGUAACGAACCUGCACGAGAGCAGUCGUCAAACAAGCCUGCUUCGAAGAAGGCCGGUGCCAAUGGUCUCUCCAACGGUACACGCAAGCCUGCAGCGCCACAAAUGGAGAAUGAGAGCGGCUCUCCCAACCCCUUCUUAGUCAAGGCGAAGAAGGAGAAGAAAGCACCAAAGGAGCCAGAGCUUCUGCCUACCACAGUGGUCACAAAGCCCGCCGCGCCAACACCAGCCCCGAAAGCAAAGUCUCAGAAAAAGUCAAAGCAGUCUGAGAAGCCUCAAGAAACCAAAGUAGAUGAGUUUCUCAAGCAGCGUGUUACGGAAGCAGACGAUGACGGCUGGGCAACUGUGCUGGGUGGUCAAGAUGGCGAUGAAGACCAAGAUGACCAAGGCAUUGAAGACGAGGGUAUUGACCUCGAUGCCGUCAUGCGCAACCAAGCCCUCACAGCCAAAGGCUUUGCUGGCGACGACGUUGAUGCUGACUUUGAGGCCGAGAAAAACGCCACCAUUGCCGAGGAAGAGUCUGCGGAAGUCACUACCUUCCUUCCUGGCUGGGGAUCCUGGACCGGUGAAGGCAUGUCCAAGGCUGAGAAGAAGCGGAAUCUUGGUGCCAAAACCGUGACUCACAAGUCUGGUAUCGAUGCCAACAAGCGCAAGGACAAGAAAUUAGACAAGGUCAUCAUCAACGAGAGGAGGGUCAAGCCGAAUACCAAGUACAUGGCCAGCCAGUUGCCGUUCCCAUUCGAGACCAGGGAGCAGUAUGAAAGGAGCCUGAGGGUGCCCCAGGGCAAGGAGUGGGUCACUAAGAAGACUCAUCAAGAUGUCACGAAGCCGAGAGUUAUUGUCAAACAGGGUAUCAUCAAGCCCUUGCGGAAACCCCUGGUAUGAGCGAGUCAAAAUAGAUAAUCUCUUUUUGUUACAUUUGAACUGGAAUGGCCAAUUCCAAGCAUUUCAUGUCCUCUACUCUGUCUGCUAUCCUGUCUGCUGCCUAUGCUAGGCGAUGUAUCCACGUGACCAGCUGCAGUAUCAGACUCUCCUGCGCAUGUAUAACAAGAACCGCCAAACUCGGCUCUGUCUCGAUUCUCACCUCACUCUCUACAUCUUGUCCUCUCUUUGCGUCGUCUUACUGUCUGUCGAAUUCUCAUCAGGUCACAAUGGCUGGCGGCCUUACUUGCGGCUCAACUUCUCAUCGCGCAACUGCGCAAACUACGCAGUAGUUACGAGAUGACCCUCGCCACUU